Tigriopus californicus is the source of this 2225-nucleotide messenger RNA. Its product is annotated as multiple epidermal growth factor-like domains protein 10. Lineage: Eukaryota; Metazoa; Arthropoda; Copepoda; Harpacticoida; Harpacticidae. The transcript has a single exon. The record is from RefSeq and is a predicted model, not a curated record. Gene Ontology annotation, molecular function: scavenger receptor activity; protein binding. The coding region runs from base 430 to 2067 and encodes 545 amino acids.
CCGUCUCGCGUCCUCACUUGCUGACGAUCGAUCUGGGGGACUUGACUCUGUCAGUGAAGAUCAUCAUCAUCAUGUUGCUGGACUGCGUCACAAAGAGAAAACGGAUUGAAAGAUUUCUCGGGCCAGUUUUGGUUCGUUGGUGACUUUCCAGGACGGUUUUAGUGCCGUGACCAAUUAGGUGUCAAAGCCUCUUCCUCUUCAUUUGGACGAGACGCGAACUGGUAAAAAGUUCGGUUCUUUUUGGCACUGAUAAGGCUUUCAUUUUUUGUCCGUUGGCCACAAUCUCAACGUUAUUGACUUGAUUGCCCUGUGACUGUUUGCUCUCCACGGAAUUGCUGGAAAAAUUGCACACGUAUCAACAACACAAAAUGCUCUCGCAUUACAUCAAAAUCGUGAUCAAAUCGUGACCAACCCCUAUCUUGCGCGGAAAUGGCUUCUUUCUCUCUCUGGAUUGUCUGUCUUUGUUGGUUCAUAGCCGUUUUUGCGGCCGAGCAGGAGACUACCCUCAAUUUGAACGGGCCCAAUGUGUGCACGGAGCAAGAAGUGUCGCAGAAAAAAGUUAACAUCUCCACCCUGACCACGGCCUCAUUCUUGGAGUAUGAGCUUUGCUUCAAUAUCCCGCCCAAGUGCCCCAAAUGGGUCACCAAGCACAUGCCAAAAUGGCGGGAGGAGACCAUUGAGCGGGUCAUCAAUGUGGUCAAGUGCUGCCAAGGGUACCAGGUGACCGGAAGCACGUGUUCCCCCGUGUGCACGCAAUCGUGCCUCAAUGGGAAAUGCGUGGAACCUGAAACGUGUGCCUGUUUGCCGGGGUUCAGUGGGAAAGCUUGCAAUCUGGUCGGUUGUCCCAAUGGCAAUUGGGGACCAGAUUGUUCCCAGCCAUGUAAUUGUGAAAAUGACGGUCAUUGUGAGCCCACUAGCGGCCUUUGCCAAUGCUUGCCCGGCUAUGAAGGUCUCCAUUGUCAGAAAAAAUGCUCGGGAUUAAAGUACGGCCAAGGAUGUGCGAAGAAAUGCAAGUGCGGGCCAGGCAGCUCCUGCCAUCACGUCACGGGCGAGUGUAUCAAUUGUCCUCAAGGAACAUACGGACAGGAUUGCGCCCAGAAUUGCGAGUGUGCCAAGAAUGGCACCGCUCUGUGUUUCCACGAGAAUGGAAACUGUUUUUGCCAGACCAAUUUCUACGGACGUUUGUGCGAGAUGCAUUGCCCGUUUGGCUAUCUCAACGGCAAGUGUCUCCAAGAGAUGCAAGAUGGCGAGUGCAAUUGCGCCUCGGAUCUCUAUCGGUGCGACUCCGAGCUCGGAUGUGUUUGCAAGGACGGUCUGGAUUGCGAGGGCGGGACCCAAAUCAUCAAUUUUGCCUCGUUGUCAAACCAGGACCCGAAUUCCUCCAAUAGCUCCUUGGGGCUAAUUGUGGCCUUGGUCAUUAUUUUAGCCAUUAUCAUGGCGAUCUUAGUGGCCAUCUACUAUCGCCGACGGAUGAGACGUCUCAAAGACGACUUGCAGAACCGCUCCGUGAAAUACAUCGAGAACAGCAUGCAUUCACCCUUAAGGGACAUGGCUCAGAAACAUGACUUGGUCGUCACCAAUGCCGAUCCUUACCUGAGCGACAACGAUGGAAUCAAAAACCUGCCCAAUAACGCCACGGCCAUCCAUAUGCCGAGUGGUUCCGGGAGCCAAGCCGGACGACCCGAGAAGAAUACCAAUAUUGAUAACUUUAAACUCGGUAAAGAUGAACUCUUAGCGGAAGCACAAGGGACACCCAGAGCAGCUCGUUCUUGGGCGGAUGGAGCUUGCCGAAUCGAUCCAGAUGAAGUGUCAGAUAAUGGAGAGGAACCUGAAGACAUUCCAUUUCACCAUGAACCCGCCGAUAUCAAUGUGUACCAAGAGUUCUCCCCGACGAAGGAGCGAAACAAUGCCAAAUUGGCUGACUUAAACCGAAAACUGAACAAACCCAACGUGAAUGUCAUCUUAAAUAAUGUCAGAGACACGGACUCAACCACGAAUAGUCACUCCAAUCAAAGGAAUGACGAAGAUCCUAAGUUAACGGUUCGACUAAAACAUAACAAUCUUUGACGAAGUAAUACGACUUUAACGACUAGCAUGAGUGAUAUCGACAAUUUUGAAACCAACAAAAAAUGUAUCCUUAUUUCUUUUUUUUUCUUCCAACGCAUUUAUAAUCAUUGUAGCUGGCAAUAAAACAAAGGUGAUUUACCUUACACGUACUCAAAUGA